This is a messenger RNA of Meloidogyne enterolobii, 361 nucleotides long. The record is from the annotation of a GenBank genome assembly. NCBI's taxonomy places the organism in Eukaryota, Metazoa, Nematoda, Chromadorea, Rhabditida, Meloidogynidae.
UUUAAAAUAGCAUAUAGUGGUCUCUCCGCAAAUAUUACCGCCUCCAAAGAAGUUGCCGUCCUUAAUUUUUUUGUUCAAGUUCUCUUAUUAAAAUCCUCCCCACAUUUUCCCUCAUUUUCCAUUUUUAUUUAAAAUUUUUUUUAAAUAUUCAGAAAUGUCUUCAUCUAAAUUAAAAUAUAAUUCAAAUAUUAUCACUAUUCUUCUUCAAACAGAAAAUUAUUUAUCAGAAAAUGAAAAAGAAAGUCCUCCAAUGCCUGGUAUUGGGUUUGGAAUUCAAGGAGAGAAGCCUUCUCGUUUGAUUGUCAUCCCUGGCGGUGUUGCUGAUCGGAUGGGAUUAAAAGUAAAGAUAAAAUGUUUUUGA